Phalacrocorax carbo (great cormorant) is the source of this 1730-nucleotide messenger RNA. The record is from RefSeq and is a predicted model, not a curated record. Lineage: Eukaryota; Metazoa; Chordata; Aves; Suliformes; Phalacrocoracidae.
AUGAAGACAAAUUUGAAGGAGUGUGUCUCUGUCUUUUUGCAUAGGAAACAGCUGAAAAGCACUUCUAAGUAUAUUUAUCAGACUCUGUUUGUAAAUGGGGAGAACAGCGAUGUCAAAAUUUGUGCUCUGGGAGAGGAGUGGAACUUGCAUAAGAUCUAUUUGUGCCAGUCAGGCUACUUUUCCAGUAUGUUCAGUGGAGCUUGGAAAGAAUCUAGCAUGAACAUCAUAGAGUUGGAGAUUCCUGACCCAAACAUUGAUACAGAAGCUCUACAGGUGGCUUUUGGCUCGCUGUACAGAGAUGAUGUAUUAAUAAAACCCAGUCGAGUAGUUGCCCUUUUAGCAGCAGCCUGCAUGCUGCAGCUUGAUGACUUAAUCCAGCAAUGUGGUGAAACAAUGAAGGAAACCAUUAAUGCAGAAACUGUGUGUGGUUAUUACAAUUCAGCGGCAACAUAUGGGUUAGACUCUGUGAAGAAAAAGUGCCUGGAAUGGCUCUUGAAUAACCUGAUGCCUCACCAGAGUGUGGCGCUCUUCAAAGACCUCAGCAUAAACCUCAUGAAACAGCUGAUUAGUUCUUCUGACCUACUUGUAGUGCAAGUGGAAAUGGAUGUGUACACCGCUCUCAAAAAGUGGAUGUUCCUCCAGCUAGUGCCUACUUGGAAUGGGUCUUUGAAACAACUCUUAACCGAAGCUGAUGCGUGGUUUGCCAGGCGCAGGAGAGAUUUUGAGGAUGACGUUGCCUUCCUGGAAUCGGAACAGGGGAAUGCGUUCCUGUCGGUGUUCACACACUUGAGAUUACAGUAUAUCAUCAGUGACUUGGCGUCAGCCAGAAUUAUUGAGAGAGAUUCCCUAAUGCCCUCAGAAUGGCUGUCCUCUGUUUACAAACAGCAGUGGCUUGCCGUGCUCAGAGCAGAACAAGGCAAUGAUAUUGGGCCUCAGGAAGUAAAUAAAGAGGAACUGGAAGGAAACAGCAUGAGGUGUGGUCGAAAACUUGCAGAGGGUGGCCAUUACUGCUGGCGGUGGACUGGGUUCAACUUUGGCUUUGACCUUCUUGUCACUUAUACAAAUGGUUACAUCAUUUUCAAGCGGAAUACGCUGGAUCAGCCGUGCAGUGGAUCAGUCAGUCUGCAGCCUCGGAGAAACAUAGCCUUCAGGUUACGUGUAACCUCUUUUGAUAGCAGCGGGAAAGUUACUUUCAGUAGAACAACAGGAUAUCAGAUUCUAACCUUUCAGAAGGACCAGGAGCAGAUAGUGAUGAAUUUGGACAGAAGCCUCCUGACCUUCCCGCUCUACAUCUUCUGUAACUUUUUGUACACAUCGCCAGAGAAGACGACCGACAGCGAGGCACUGCCAGAUAACUCAGAAACCUGAGACCUCUUUAUAUAUUAUAUAUCUAUAUAUUUUAUAUAUAUAUAUAUGGCCUUAGUAUACUCCUAUGCAUAUCUGAAAAGAUCAUCAGAAAUUGUGUAGGCCAAAACUAGUUAUCCCAUAUGUUUUUUUAAUUUCUGUUCUGCACCUGCAGACAGUAGCCAUUCCGUGGUUAAGAAAUGUUAGACUUUUUAUUUUCCUGGGUGAAAACUGAGCCAAAUGGGACAGGGGGAGUUUGUGUGAAUGACAUCUUACGAACUUUCCUGUCAGAUUCUGAGCACGCAUUGUAGGACGCGUGGUUUUUGUAGUGUCUUAUUUGUUUGUGGGUUGGUUUUUUUUUUUAAAUGACUGAUCUGUAAAUACCA